Messenger RNA from Esox lucius (northern pike), 2618 nucleotides. It is a transcript of the gene tfdp1b, whose product is annotated as transcription factor Dp-1, b. The transcript has 12 exons. Gene Ontology annotation, molecular function: DNA-binding transcription factor activity, RNA polymerase II-specific; RNA polymerase II transcription regulatory region sequence-specific DNA binding. The record is from RefSeq and is a predicted model, not a curated record. NCBI's taxonomy places the organism in Eukaryota, Metazoa, Chordata, Actinopteri, Esociformes, Esocidae. Gene Ontology annotation, cellular component: transcription regulator complex; nucleus. Gene Ontology annotation, biological process: regulation of transcription by RNA polymerase II; regulation of cell cycle. The coding region runs from base 16 to 1434 and encodes 472 amino acids.
UAAUGUUCCCGCGUGAUGACGUUCCCUUUGUGCGUAUCCAAUAAUCUCUUUUACAUUUCGUACACCGCCAAGCUCAGUUUGGAGUGCACUGUCACACAACUCUGGAAGCUCAGCAGCCGGAGUGCCCCGUUGGAGUUUAGGACAGAGAAGCCUGCACUGAAAAGGAACCUUCCAGAAGACCUUUUCAUCUCCCACCCCACAGGACCUGAGAUCAUGGCAAAGGAUGCUGCUGUGAUUGGUGCCAAUGGAGAGCUGAAGGUUUUCUAUGACCAGAACCUCAGUCCGAGCAAAGGUGUUCUGGUGACAGUCCACCCUCAGACCCUGUCUGUUGGGAAACAGCUGCUUCCCAAAACCCUUGGCCCGUCCAAUGUCAACAUCGCACCACACAUGGUGAUCGGCACCCCUCAGAGGCCCAGUGGGUCCGGCGGGCUUCCCAUGGGCAGCCCUCACACGCCCAGCGCCCAGUACAGAGCACAGAGCCAGGCACCGGACGCGUCGCCAUGGUCCACUGGGAAGCGUGGCACAGGUAAGAAGGCAGAUAAGAAUGGGAAAGGACUGAGGCAUUUCUCCAUGAAGGUGUGCGAGAAAGUACAGAAGAAGGGCGUGACCACCUACAACGAGGUCGCAGACGAGCUGGUGGCGGAGUUCAGCGCCGGCGACACACUUCUCUCUCCGGGUGACUCGCACUCCUACGACCAGAAGAACAUCCGUCGGCGUGUCUAUGACGCGCUCAACGUCCUCAUGGCCAUGAACAUCAUCUCUAAGGAGAAGAAGGAGAUCAAGUGGAUCGGCCUGCCCACCAACUCUGCCCAGGAGUGCCAGAACCUCGAGGUUGAGAGGCAGAGACGACUGGAGAGGAUCAAACAGAAACAGGGACAGCUCCAGGAGCUCAUCUUGCAGCAAAUAGCCUUCAAGCGCCUGGUGCAGCGGAACCGUGCAGCGGAGCAGCAUGCCGGCAGGGCUCCGCCCCCGAACUCUGUCAUCAACCUCCCCUUCAUCAUCGUCAACACCUCGAAGAGGACCGUCAUCGACUGCAGCAUCUCCAACGACAAGUUUGAGUACCUGUUCAACUUCGACAACAUGUUUGAGAUUCAUGACGACAUUGAGGUGCUGAAGAGGAUGGGCAUGGCCUGUGGUCUAGAGGCGGGUCGCUGUUCCCCAGAGGACCUGAAGGAAGCCCGUGCCCUGGUCCCUAAAGCCCUGGAGCCGUAUGUCACAGAGAUGGCCACGGGUCCGAUCACUAACGUCUACAUGACGGGAGCCUCGUCGACCAACGGAACAGGACGUCAUCAUUCAAGUGUGGCUGACGGCACUGUGGCAUCCAGUUCCAACGAAUCACACUGCAGCGGCUCGCGAGGCCACACCCCCGUGUCCUACAUGGGGGAGGAGGAAGACGAGGAGGAGGACGAGGAGGACUACGAAGAUGACGAUUAAACUGGUAGCUGUCGGGUCUCACUCAACCUCCCCGACCAAAUCUGCCAGCCCAGUUUGAUGGCUGUCCAUGAGUGUCCCAAUUGGCGCCCUGUUCCCUGUACACUAUACUCUUUUUGACCAUUGCCCUGUGCCCUUAUCUAAGCUAUAGGGAGUAGUGUGUCGUUUGGGACACAGGCCGGGUCCAUCCCACAAUGUUAUCCACGAGGAGGCCAUUUUGAAACACUCCUGCCUCUCCCUACUCAGCUGCCUUCGAAAUGCAUGGAAUGCUCAUCCACAAUGGCCUUCUGGGAAAUGUAGUCUUUGCUGUCAAGGAUACUGACACAUGCCUCUUGUGGGGAUUCACUUGACCCCCCCCCCACUUCCUUGUGAACAUCCUGUGUUUAUUGUUUCUUUGAGUGUAAUCUCCACAAAGUGCUCCUCAUCAGCCCAUAAGACAUCUUUCCUAGUACAGGAAAUGGGACUCCUUUCCUGCCAAAUUUGUCUUUUUAUUUCUGAGUGAACUGCUACAUACAGCCACAGAGAGGAUCCCUCCUAAACUAGAGACCUGUUUUGUGCUGGCGUUUAACAUGAACAGUGGUGGCGUUGUGGCUGUCUUUCACAGUGAAAUUACUUCCCAUAAAGCGUGUGUGCGUGCGUGUGUUUUGUACCUUGCUGUUUUCUAGUAAGAUUUGUGUGUGAGAAUUCAUUCUGGCAGCUAUUUUCAGAAUUUGUCAGGAUGUUUGUGUGUGGAUAAUCACAUGACUUUGGCUCUGUCCUCAAUGUGCGUUUCAAUUAAGAAAUGCUGAUCCUAGACUCCUCCCACCUCUCUCAAGUCAAGUGAACAUAGUUCAUAGUCUUCAAGUAAAGAGUCAAAGACUGUUCAACUGAAGGAUGGAGCCCAUUGCCAUCAACACCAAACGUACGGAACCGUUUUUAACCAUCUCAAAAUGAACAUCAGCUGGGUGAGAGGACCGCCUUCAAAGAAUGUGAACAGGACAUUGUGGUGAGGGAGGAGCUACUGGAAGCGUUGAAGCAAGCGCAACUCUUCAGAAUUGUCAAGCCAAAACAGGGGUUAUAAUUUCAUUCCCCCCCCCAAUUAACUUUUGUAAAACCGAACAACUGCGUAUUUUGACUUUGCAACACCGUAUCUUUCUGUUAUCUAAUGAGUUUGGAAAAUACUAGAGAAUAAAUAUAGAAUGUUUUAA